CUUGGCUUCCAAUGGAAACAAGGUAAAAGUGAAAGUUAAUGUAGGCCUGGGGAAGCAUCGUAAAUGACGUGGUAUUGCUCACCUGCCCAUUUUGUGAAGAAAAAGAAAUAGUACCUUUUAAGGCCUGCAUUUUCCUACGUACUCCCGAGCCUUUCAGAUCAGAUCUAAGCCAUUAUACAUACACAGACAGGCAGCCCAGUUAUUUGCAGAUAAGUGUGCAGAUAAGUCUCAGAGGGAGAGAGAGAGAGAGAUAAAAGCAGCAGAAGAGGUUAGGCAUGUUAUAGAAUUGGAUUCAGGGCAAUGGGGACGGAAUGUGAUUCUUAUGACACCAGUUUUAAUUCCAUCAGUGAGAGCAGUUUCAGCUGUGUUUCUUCUUCUGUGGGUCUAGAACUUUCCAGCGCUCGCAGCAGCAUAAGCAAUGAUAAAGUUGUGCCGCCAUUGCCCUGCAAUGUGAACAAACCUCACAAGGCCAAUAAUGCAGCGUGGGAGGCUGUUAGGGCUGUUAGAUGUGAGGAGGGACCAAUUGGGCUGAACCACCUUCUCCUGGGGAAGAAAGUGGGCAGUGGGGAUAUUGGAAAAGUGUACAUGUGUCGCCUCCGUGGCUUUAAUGGCUGUGAUUAUGCAGUGAAGGUGGUGGAUAAGGAGGCUCUGAUGCACAGGAAUAAGGCGCACCGAGCUGAGGUGGAGCGCCAGAUCUUGUCCACGCUGGACCACCCCUUUCUCCCCACUCUCUAUGCUCAUUUUGAUGCUUCCCAUUACUCCUGCCUCCUCAUGGACUAUUGCUCUGGCGGUGACCUGCAUUCCCUCAGGCAGCGCCAACUCUCCAGGCGCUUCUCAGCCCCCUCUGCAAGAUUCUACGCAGCAGAGGUGGUAGUGGCGCUGGAAUAUCUGCACAUGAUGGGAGUGAUAUACAGAGACCUGAAGCCCGAAAAUGUGCUGGUCAGAGAAGACGGUCACAUAAUGCUAUCGGACUUUGACCUGUCCUUCCGGUGCGACGUCGUCCCGACAAUGCAGCCCCGACCGGCACCUGUGCCCGACACCCAGUCGAAACCGGCGGAACCCGAGCCAGUCACCUCCUGCUCUGCCACCGGCUGCUUCUUCCGCAAAUCCACCAGGUCACGGAAAUCCAAGCCUAAAAGAACGCCCGAGGUGGCGGCGCAGCCGGCGGAGCUGGUGGCGGAACCGACGGAAGCGCGCUCAAAGUCCUUUGUGGGAACACACGAGUACCUGGCCCCGGAAGUUAUUACCGGCAAGGGCCACGGCGGCGCCGUCGACUGGUGGACGCUCGGAAUUUUUUUAUACGAGAUGAUGAUGGGCUAUACGCCCUUUAAGGGCCCCACCAAGGAGGCAACGCUGGCAAAUAUAAAUUCCCGGAGUUUGAAAUUCCCGGCGGAGAAACCCGACGGAAAAGAUCAGGAGCUUUGGGAAUCCGGCGAGGAUCUGAUAAAGAAGUUGCUGGAUAAAGACCCCAGGCGGCGCCUGGGUUCGAACCGCGGAUCUGCUGAUGUGAAAAGGCACCCGUUUUUUAAGGAUGUGAAUUGGGCUUUGAUUCGGUCCACUUUGCCGCCCGGCAGGGACGAGCACAAAAGCCGGCGGAGUCUCCGGCGCACAAAGUCGUCGGAAUAUUGUAAUAGGCCGCCUCAUUUUGACUAUUUUUAGGGUUUUAGUAUUGUACACAGAGAGUUAGGGAAGAGAAUCCACAAGGAUUUAUUUGUUUAUUUAUUUAGUCCUGGUUUUUUGUUCCCAACUCUGUGCCCUGCCUGCCCUGUACAGUAUAGUGUUGUCUCUUUUAUUGUAUAGUCUUCUGCCAUCUAUGAGAACAUUAAGAAAUUUUGACUGAUUCA
This is a messenger RNA of Cryptomeria japonica (Japanese cedar), 1844 nucleotides long. Its product is annotated as protein kinase PINOID 2. Gene Ontology annotation, molecular function: ATP binding; protein serine/threonine kinase activity. Gene Ontology annotation, biological process: protein phosphorylation. Gene Ontology annotation, cellular component: cytoplasm; nucleus; plasma membrane. The transcript has 2 exons. NCBI's taxonomy places the organism in Eukaryota, Viridiplantae, Streptophyta, Pinopsida, Cupressales, Cupressaceae. The record is from RefSeq and is a predicted model, not a curated record. The coding region runs from base 301 to 1659 and encodes 452 amino acids.